Messenger RNA from Choloepus didactylus (southern two-toed sloth), 2067 nucleotides. RefSeq names its product apolipoprotein A5 (gene APOA5). Gene Ontology annotation, cellular component: high-density lipoprotein particle; blood microparticle; chylomicron. The transcript has 4 exons. Lineage: Eukaryota; Metazoa; Chordata; Mammalia; Pilosa; Megalonychidae. Gene Ontology annotation, molecular function: cholesterol binding; phosphatidylcholine-sterol O-acyltransferase activator activity; phospholipid binding. Gene Ontology annotation, biological process: high-density lipoprotein particle assembly; cholesterol biosynthetic process; triglyceride homeostasis. The coding region runs from base 179 to 1294 and encodes 371 amino acids. The record is from RefSeq and is a predicted model, not a curated record.
AGAAAAGGGCAGGAGGAGAGCACUGGGUGGCAGUUGAGGUCAUCCUUCUUUGAACCUCCACGUGGUAUUUACUCAGCACAACUGCUGCCAGAGGCCAGGCCCCUGGAGUAUAAAGGGGAAUGUCUUCUCUCUAUGCCCAGAACUGAGCAGGCCUCCAUUCACCUUCCUUCUCAGAGGAAUGAUGGCGAGCUCUGCUGCCUGGCUGACAUGGGUCCUGGCCCUCCUCUCAGUGUUUUCGAUGGCCCAGGCACAGAAGAGCUUCUGGGACUACUUCAGCCAGAGCAGCAGUGACAAAGGCAGGGUGGAGGGGAUCCAGCAACAGAAGCUGGCGCGGGAACCCGCGAGCCUGAAAGGCAGCCUUGAGCAAGACUUCAGCAAUAUGGACAAAUUCCUGGAAAAGCUGAGUCCUCUGAGUGGACAGGGGAGGGAGCCUCCGCAGUUCCCAAAGGACCCGGUGGAGCUGUGGAAGCAGCUGCAGGAGGAGUUGGAGGAGGUGAGGGCGCGUCUGGAUCCAUAUGUGGCAGAGGUGCACGAGCGCAUUGGCUGGAACCUGGAGGGCUUGCGGCAACAGCUGAAACCCUACACAGAGGAGCUGAUGGAGCAGGUGGCCCUGCGCGUACAGGAGCUGCAGCAGCAGUUGCGCGUGGUCGGGGAGGACACCAAGGCCCAGGUGCUGGGGGGCGUGAACGAGGCGCGGGGCCUGCUGCAGGAACUGCAGAGCCGGGUGGCGCACCACACCGGCCGCGUCAAGGCGCUCUUCCACCCUUACGCCGAGCGCCUGGUGACCGGCAUCGGGCACCACGUGCAGGAGCUGCACCGCAGAGUAGCUCCCCACACCACGGCCAGCCCCUCGCGCCUCAGCCGCUGCGUGCAGAUCCUCUCGCGCAAGCUCACGCUCAAGGCUAAGGCCCUCCACACGCGUAUCCAGCAAAAUCUGGACCAGCUGCGCGACGAGCUCAGCGCCUUUGUCCGCACUGAGGCCGACCGGGCCGAGGAGGGGGCCGGGCCGGAUCCCCAGACGCUCUCCGAGGAGGUGCGCCAGAGGCUCCAGACUUUCCGUCACAACACCUUUCUGCAGAUCGCCGCUUUCACCAGCGCCAUCGACAAGGAGACACAGGAGAUUCAGCAGCAGCUGGCACCGCCCCCGCCGGGCCCCAGUGCCUUUGUCCCGAAGUUCCACCAAGCAGACAGCGGCAAGGCUCUGAGUGAACUUCAGGCCCGCCUUGACGACCUAUGGGAAGACAUCAGCUAUAGCCUCCAUGAACAGGGCCAAGGCCAUCUGGGGGAGUCCUGAGAGCCUACUUGCCCAGGCCUAUACUCCGGUUCUCCACCUGGGGAGCCCAAGACCUGAGCCCCUUGCCAGGCUCAGUCCUUGACAGUGGCCUGUUAGGCAGAGGGUGGAGGGCCCUUCAGACAAGGCCUGGGUCCCUGGCAUAUGCAGCCUCCUGUGGUGCCCCAUCCAGAUGCAUUACACUCUCCAGGCUUUGCAAACCCCGCUUCCCGUGCUCAUUUGGGAAUCCUCAUGAGUUGCUGCAUUCAAGGCUGGUGGGAGUGGGGAAGGGAGACAGGCUCUUUGUGUGGGUGAUUAUUAUCUGCAAGCCUGAUGCCAUGGUGCUGGAAGACUAUGCCACUUCAUUUUGGGCCUUGGUUCCUGUCAACACUCACUUCUGGUCACUUCCUGGCCAUUACUCCAGCUCGUCCAUAGAGAGGAGCUCUUGUGUACCCCCAGAUGCUAUGACAGUCUCUGCUGGGGAAAGAAAAGAAGGGAGAAAGGAGGGAAAUAUGAUGGGGAGAGUGUCUGAGGAUGUAUGUAAAUACAUCCUGGCUGGCUCUGAUGCUGGUGGGUAGGAAUGGUGAGGGUUGUGGUGCAAAGUGCAGAGUCUGUAUUUCCUUACAGACCCGAACAGGUCACUGACUGAGCCUCCAAACAGAGCAGGUGGGUGGGGGGGCACCUCAGACCCCCUGAGGAGCAGAAUGUGUGGUCUCCCCACCCCUAACCCCUCGCUCCUGACUCCCAGGCUGAAGAGUGGACUUCUGAUUCAAGUGAAAUAGAUGCUUUUGUUGGAA